AUGACGGGUUUGGUUAAAACUGUGCCUGACAACUUGACCUUUAUAUCACACUACUAUGACCAGCAGGCAAUGCCAACUGCCAGGCUUUCCCAGUGCCCGGAAGGGGGAGGAAUGCCAGCGCUUCCAGGGAUUGUCCAAAAAUACGCUCACUUUAGGGAUCCCGUCCACGUGCAGUAUCUGUGCCUUCAGCUGCACUACUUUCGACAGCGGGACGAGAGCCGUUCCCUUGUGCAACCGGGACGCAGACGCAGUAAAGGGGAGAAGUGGGAGACACUGCUUCAGUUGCCUACCCCUGCCCUGCUCUCCGCACAGGGCGGUGUCAUGGUGCCCUUGGAGAUCGUCCUCUUGAAGAAAGUGGGCUCUGGCUUCAGGGGGGUCAUCAAGCUGCUGGACUGGUACGAGCGGCCCGAUGGCUACCUGAUCAUCAUGGAGCGGCCAGAGCUGGUGAAGGACCUCUUCGACUUCAUCACGGAGAAGGGCGCACUUGAUGAGGACACGGCCCGUGGCUUCUUCCGGCAGGUCCUGGAGGCAGUGCGCCACUGCUACGGCUGCGGCGUGGUGCACCGGGACAUCAAGGACGAGAACCUGCUGGUUGACCUCAGAACAGGCGAGCUGAAGCUAAUCGACUUCGGGUCCGGGGCACUCCUCAAGGACACGGUCUAUACUGACUUUGAUGGUACGUGCCCUCCCCGCCCACAGCAGCUCUGCUGCACCAGGUUUGGCCAGACCCUGCGCUCCUCCCUGGGUGAUGUCCUGUAGCCGCUUCUUAUCCCGUUUCUGGCGCCUCGAAGUAGCGAGCAGGGGCGGUUAUAUUUCAGGAGGAGAAUCUCACCUGAAUGUCAGCAGCUGAUCAAAUGGUGCCUUUCACUGAGGCCUUCAGACAGACCAACACUCGAGCAAAUUUUUGACCAUCAAUGGAUGCACAAAUCUGAAGUAGUGAAGUCUGAGGACUGUGACAUAAGGCUACGGACCCUUGAUACUGAUGUAUCUAGCACAAGCUCAAGUAAUGAGAGUCUGUGAAUUACUAAGGACCUCGCACUGGGAGGGGAGCUACAAGCAGAAAGACCACAGUGCUGCUGCCAAUACGUAGGAGGGGCUAGAAAAAUGCAUUCAUUAUUCUGUAGUUGAAUCUUUGUCUGAGGGACUUGAUUUUAUUUUCCCCUUUUGCUGGUUUCUGCUUUGGAAUGAGAGAUUUCCUUUGGAAACGCUGAUAUUUGGGAGUUGCAGGCCAGUACUUAGUCCAAGACUGACCUUAUUAAGAAAGCAGUGACCUCUUGAAUACAUGGUAAACUUUUUUGCUCUCAUAGAGCCUGGACUAGAUUUUAUUUGCUUUUGAGUGCCUUUUUGAAAGCUGCUUCAGUGGGACUUUCUUUUUUGAGCUGUGUAUGUCCAAAGAAGAUCCAGUUCAUUAUAGGAAUUUACUUCCUUUAGACUCAGUGCUGAAGGAAGCAGCUCCUAUGAUGCAUUGGAGAACAUGUUCGGUGAUUGAAUGAAGUAGUCCCAUCCACUGGUGAUGGAAUACUUGAACACAGACAUUUCACUCCUGCCCCGCUGCCCUUUCCAAAUCCAACCCACCUCUGCUGCUCAAAAUAUUUCCUAUAGCCUGCACAGAAAUAUGAACAGGUAUAUCAGCUUUUUUUUUAUCAGAAACAUUUAUUCAUGUUUCCUUUUAUCAUCUCUACCACUGGGCAUGAGAAGCCCCUUUCUCAACUCCCCCUGGCCUUUUGUCACCCUGCGAGUCUUAAGUACGUAUGGGCAUGUUGAAUGCACAAUCAAUGCAAUAUUCAAGGACUUUACUUUUUUUCCAUACCUGUAUAAUGUGUUUAUGUAAACUUGGUUUCCCCAUGUACUAUACAGUUAUUUAUUGUUUGAAGUUUAGAAGACCUCCCACAGGUUUCAGCUGUGGCUAUUUAUUUGGUUAAUUUAUUUGGUUAGAGUUAUUCAACACUGUGCUUUCCCCUCCUCUUCCCCAUGGGAAUUCUGGUGGUUUGCCCAUGGCACUUUUUUUUCUGCAUUCCUGUCAACUUUUCUUUUAAAAAAGACGACAAAAAAAAAAUCUGACCUUAUCAUUUUUUUUUGGAAGAUGGAAAAUUGUUGUACAAAGUCUAAUUUAAGGGAAAUAGAAUGACUUUUAAAGUUAGUCAGUAUGCCUUUUGUCUGGUAUUGUACCAGAAAUGUAAAGUAAUGCUGUUUGGAAGGGUUUUAAAUUAUUGACAUUGUACAGUCUCCGUGCAUUGGCUCUGGAAGGUAGAGUGGCAGAGUCAUAAACUUUAAUUUAUUUUAAUAGCUGUGUUUCUGUGAUCUGGUUGCAUUUAUGCAGCUUGGAUUUGGAUUUUUUUCUUCUGUUUAACAGUGUGAAAUGUAUGGAGAUCAUAUUUUUUAUACAGGUAUUUCAAUUAAACUUUUUUUGUAUAUAACA
Struthio camelus australis is the source of this 2419-nucleotide messenger RNA. The record is from RefSeq and is a predicted model, not a curated record. NCBI's taxonomy places the organism in Eukaryota, Metazoa, Chordata, Aves, Struthioniformes, Struthionidae.